GUCUGUCCCCGAGGGUUUGGUGUGACGUGUAGCCGCCGCUGUGGAAGGAGCGGAGGGCCCGGGAAUUGGCGCUAAUCUCAGGCAGGAGCCGGGUUUUCGGCGCCCAGGAGAGGAGAUGCCAAAGAACAGCGGGAAGCAGCUGAAGCCGAAUCCGAACCCGAACCCGAGCCUCCGGGAGCGGCUGGAUGGAAACGAACUGGACCUGAGCUUGAGCGGCCUGAGUGAGGUCCCGACUCGGGAGCUGGCAGCCCUGCCCAAGGCCACCAUCCUGGAUCUGUCCUGUAAUUGUAUUGUCAUGUUGCCGCCAGAAUUCUGCAGCCUGAUUCACCUCAUCAAACUCGACCUCAGCAAGAAUAAAUUGCAGGAGCUUCCUUCAGAUUUCGGGCGUCUCCAUAACCUGCAGCAUUUGGACCUGUACAACAACAAACUGACUAACUUGCCUGUCAGUUUUGCUCAGCUCAAGAACUUGAAAUGGUUGGAUUUAAAAGGCAAUCCACUUGAUCCAUUGCUUGAGAAGGUGGCAGGUGACUGCCUGGAUGAGAAGCAGUGCAAACAGAGUGCAGCCAAUGUACUGCGGUAUAUGAAAACCAUUCAAUCUGAACAAGAUCGUGAGAAACAGCGGCGGCUGCAGGUUGAAAGGGAGUUGGAGAAAAGACGUGAAGCAGAAUUAAAGGCUAAAGAAGCAAGGGAACGAGAGCUGCGUAAACGAGAGAAAAUGGAGGAGAAGGAGAGGCGCAGGAAGGAGUAUGAUGCACAGAAAUUACAGAGAUUCAACGAGCCAAAGGAGGAGAAACCUACUGGUAUGUUGGAAAAACCAGUUUCUUCUGCCGGUCCGUCAGCUUCUCAAAAGGGACACUUAUUCCACCAAGUGCUGCUGAAGGUGCUGCUCUUUCUGCUGCUAUGCACAGUAAUCACUGUGGUGAUGUGCAGGAGAACAGAACUCCCACCUGAGCAGCUGUGUAGCGCUGUGAACCAUCUGUACGAAGACACACUUCAUGCACUUCGGGGAAACGAGGUUCUCCAGAGGAUUCUACGUAGCAUCCCAUUUCCAUGACCAAUCGCCAGUUGAAGAGUCAGUGAAAUUCCUAUGGAAUUGAUUAAUUUGUGUGUUCUUAUAUAGCACAUAAACCCUUAAAAGGGCGAGUAUGCCACUCACUUGCCCUACCUAAAUUCUACACAAUAAAAAUUAUUUUGCAUUCGCCA
Molecule: messenger RNA, 1203 nt
Organism: Carcharodon carcharias (great white shark)
Lineage: Eukaryota; Metazoa; Chordata; Chondrichthyes; Lamniformes; Lamnidae
Gene: lrrc59
Product: leucine rich repeat containing 59
Exons: 7
Coding region: 116-1054 (312 amino acids)
Molecular function (GO): protein binding
Source: RefSeq, a predicted model, not a curated record